Exophiala oligosperma is the source of this 1771-nucleotide messenger RNA. RefSeq lists its product as hypothetical. The coding region runs from base 520 to 1506 and encodes 328 amino acids. NCBI's taxonomy places the organism in Eukaryota, Fungi, Ascomycota, Eurotiomycetes, Chaetothyriales, Herpotrichiellaceae. The record is from RefSeq and is a predicted model, not a curated record. The transcript is spliced from 2 exons.
CGGGAUUCAUGGAACAUCAGAGAAGUCUGAGACUACAUCUCACACUGCCGGUUUCAACAGUGUCGAGAUAGAGCUUCACCACCAUCAACUUAGUGAUCUCACGGCGUCAAAAACCACACCAACAUGUCCGGAAGACGAUCCUCGGCUCGGAUUGCGGCCAAGCUUUCCGAACAAACGCCUCCUGCGCAGUCACCCGAGAACAAGAGGCGCAAGGGUGGUGGCCUUGCAUUUCCGGAAGCAAAACGUGUCAGGAAGACAAGCCCAAGUCAGUCGGAACAAAAGACUCUUGAGGAGACCCUGAACAAGUAAGAACAUGCCCAGAAUCUCCGUCACUGCAUUCAUGCUGACAGAUAUGUCAGUGGCAACCAACAAGAGCAACCUGCGCCGGCAAACGACGAACAGGAUGCGAGCAAACGUUCCGUCGAUCAAGAUGUGAAAGACAACUCAGGACCGCAAGCUGGUGCUGCUCUGGAAGCUGAGCGGGAAGACCAACCGGCCAAAGCCGAAGAAGAUACACACAUGACUGGCGCGAGCGAUGAGAAGAAAGAGGAAGCCACACAAGAGCAGAAUGGACCGCAACCUGCCAAAGAAGAGGUCGUCGCUGAGAAGAAGCAGGAAGAUUCACACGCCGCCCAGGCCAAUGGCGAUGCCGUUGAAUCUGGAGAGCGUGACCAUGUCCCGUCGAGCAUCCUCGAGAAGGGCAUCAUCUACUUCUUUUUCAGGUCCAGGGUCAACAUCGACGACCCUCAAGACGUCAAUGACAUUGCUCGCACGUACAUUGUCAUGCGCCCGAUUCCACUCGACGCGAAGCUUGGAGAGGGCCCCAUCGGUGACGAGGGGAACUGUAGACUUCUCGCCGUGCCGAAGAAGGUCCUCCCGGUCAGCGGCAAAGACCGUUUCUUGUCGUUUGUCGAAAAGGCCAAAACCACCUUUGCAGACUUGAAGGAGUCCUUCAUGGGCGGUUCGGAGUACGCCACAAAGACCCAAGGAACCAGCCACGUCCCUCCGGUCACACCACUCGCCGAGGGUGUCUACGCAAUCACUUCUACUGGCCGGGAAUCGCACCUCGCGUACAACAUCACAAUCCCCCAUGAACUUGGUGAGGUCCAGAAGGAUCUCGGUCUGAAGGAAAAGGGAAGCUUCGUGACUAGCGUCAAGAAUCCUACUGCGUCUGCCCCUGCCAAUACAAGUCUCCCCCAGGGUCCAGAGUAUCCACAAGAGCUUCUCGACGAGUUCAGAAACCUUCGUUGGAAGCCUCUCGAGCCAAAGUUUUUGGAUUAUGUCAAUACACAGUUUCUCCUGAUUGGCGAAUCCCACCAUUACGACAAGGCUACCGAGGGACGACCAAGUGAUGAACGUGAGGGCAAUGGAGUCCCAGAGGAAGAGAUUGAGAAAUUGGAAGGCGAAGAUGAGAUUCGAAUCAAGCAUCUCAAAGGGGAUGAUUCCGUCUUUGUUGAUCUUGGUGUAGCAGCCAAAGAUUUCCCCAAGCUUCCAACAACAUGGUAGGGGGCAAAAAGCCAUUUGGCCCAAGAGAAAUAGUCCAAAUCAAAAGUGUCUUUGGUGGUCCAGUCGAUGUUUGUUACGAUGUCAUGUAUAGUGGUUGGGCAACAAGUGGAACGAGUACAUGAUUUUGUCGGGGUAAGGUACAUGACUGAGGCAUUUCACGAGUGGUGAUAGUCUACUACCUGACCUUCAGAUAUAAAAGAAAAAACGUUGUUGUGUGUACAUUGAAUGAAAUUACCUUCUGGCUUUUGUGAUAGGAGUGCAAGCG